AUUUUAACCAGACAGUAUAACAAUAUAUAUACAGUUUAUGAUUUUAGCGACGUAACCUUAAAACACUAAAAAGAUAACGAAGUCGUGGGACUUCAGCUUUUAUAAACAUAAAAAGGAAACCACCGGAUUAGCAGGAUACAAUACAUUAGCACUUAACUAGCUAGUAAAGGUUAGCUCAAGUUCAGAGAUAGCUACACUUACCAGCAGUGCAGUCCUAGUCAAAGCUUUAUUUCUGUAGGUAACACAAUAAGCCAUUUGUUUGCAGCAUACUGUAAAACUUAUGUUAAGAUAUUUAUAACAGGUGGGGCUUUUGUAAUGAAAUUGAAAAACCCAAUUCAGAUUCAGCCCUGCAGAGUCAACCAGACCAAGAUGGACCUUUUCUUCGAGGACCCAACAUUACCGUGCACCUCCCAGUCCACUCCCAAGACCGGACAUGAAGAUUCACAGAUGUCAGAGGACACUGACCAUGACUCAUCAAUAGGGAAGUCCUCAAGUGUGAGCGUGACUGAGAUUCCAGAGCAUCAUACCAGCUCAAGCAUAAAUGGCAUCAGCAGUAGAGUGCAGGGACUGGUGGAAAAGAUUAACGGCAGCCGCACCAGUGACCAGAAAGUCAUGGACAGCUUUCAGGAGAACUUAGUGGAGAAGGUGAAGGGGGUGUGCCAGCAGAUGAAGGAGCACAUGUACACAGUCUAUGAGGAGAACAGUAGUGAGGUGCAGGUGAAGCUGCAGGAGUUGUUUGAGGUUCUGGAGAACUGCACUAAACUCAGCAAUGAACUCCUGGAGGCCAGUCAGGCCCUGGCAAGUCUCAGCAAGAGUCUGGCCAUUAGCCAGACAUCAGAAUCCUUAUAAACUAGCUAUUCUUCUGAUGUCCAUAUGAUUUUGAACUGAUCAAUGUGUUAUUCUGAAUAAGUUCAUGUGUUCUUGGGUUUAUUAUUAUAUUGAGCAUUCCGAAUAGUUCACUUUGUCUUGUCUAAAUGCUGCAGUGGCUAUGAUUACUAAUUUUUGUUUCCUCUUUCUUCUUCCUCGUUUUCUGAGAAUACACAGUAGUCUGUGUCUCUGUAGUUCAGGCUACAGCUCAAGAUUGCAGUAAAAGAAUUCCAAAACAUAAAAACUGAAUCCAUGUUUUAUUUUUGUUUAAUUUCAGUAUCUGUUUAUUCAAUAAAUAAAACUACAAAUAACAAGAACACAAUAAACCAAA
This is a messenger RNA of Xiphias gladius (swordfish), 1198 nucleotides long. RefSeq names its product synaptonemal complex central element protein 2 (gene syce2). NCBI's taxonomy places the organism in Eukaryota, Metazoa, Chordata, Actinopteri, Istiophoriformes, Xiphiidae. Gene Ontology annotation, biological process: synaptonemal complex assembly. The transcript is spliced from 5 exons. Gene Ontology annotation, cellular component: central element. Bases 316 to 849 code for a protein of 177 amino acids. The record is from RefSeq and is a predicted model, not a curated record.